CAACUGUUGUCCUUACUGAUGUUGGGAAAUACUCGAUUGGAAGACUGCGGCCACAUUUCCUUGCAGUUUGUAAACCUGAUUUCUCCAAACUCAACUGCACAACGGGAUUUCAAAAGAACUUUAUAACAGAUUAUGAAUGCACUGGAGAUGAAGAUCUUAUAAAGGAAGCAAGACUUUCCUUUCCAUCAGGACAUUCGUCUUUUGCAGGUAUGAUAUAUACCAGGGAGAUUAGAGCUUGCUUUCAGGGAGAGACUAUACAGUAGUCGUCCAGAUUCUGUUUUCAACAAUAAAAUGCACUGAUUGUGUACAGUACUGUAAGUAACUUCGUUACAAGUAACGGCAUUACAAGCACUGUAAUCGGUACUUUUUAACUGUAAUUUACAGUUCAUAGAAGAAGAUAUCAAAUUAAUACCAAGCGAAAAUCGAAUGUGGAUAAGUUCAAAACUUCAAAAUUACAAAUAUAUGGUGUCACUAGUUUCCGGACAGUAAAAUUUGCUGUGCUAUAUGUUGAUUUUAAAGACUGUUAGAAGGUUGAAGCUUUUACAGAUGGCAAGUACUAUUGUCUUAAGUUAUGAUGUAACUGUCACUGUAGUGUAGCUACAUGUAAGUGUAAUUACAUUUUGACUUUAGUUACUUGUCUGACCAGUGUUUACUGUACUGUACUGUUUUCGUUAUUUCACGUUAAUUUUAAAAUAUUAAAUAUUAAUAGUACUUGCUGUUUUAUUUAUGCUAUCAACUUUUAUCAUGUUAAUGCAUGUCGUCGCUGCUCGCUAGUCGAUAAACUAAUUCACUGUACAAUAACUCCCCUGCCUAUUUGCCGGCUUGCAGUUGGGUUAUUCUACAAAACUUGCAAAAUUAUUUGAAAACAUAAAUCUGCCAUUGCUUCUAUACUGAAAAUUGUUUAAAAAGUUAAGAAGCUUCGAAAACUAAAUCUGAAAUAUACUGCAGACGACUGACGACAAAAACCGCGCUUUGUGCUUAGCUGUUUAUAACAACGAAGGAAAAAUUUGAAAGUCUCUAUUACGAGGGUGAAAACUCACUCAGUAUAACUUCGUCGUGACACAAGGAAAAAGCGGUGAAAUUAUCAACAUUAUAUAACCUCAGCCGUUUUCCCCUAUUUACUCCCGACCUAUUAUUCUGUAUAUUCGUGCAUACUGUACGUUGAUGUACUCUACCGGUAAAAGCCAAACAAAGUCGUUAAUGAGUAAUGAAUGUACUCCAUAAUAUGGACAACAUUAUCCAUUUGACUGAGAUCCCACCUAGCGCAAGGUGAGAUGUCAUUUAGCCAAGCUGGCUCGUUUCUCGUAUGAGGCGCCUGUAAAUGAGUGCAUAUUUACAAUAUACAAAACAUGAUAGGAACAUAUCACAAGGGUAAUCUCUACAUGACACAACAAGAAAACAAAAGAAAACUCAUCGUUUGUUUCAGAAUCGUUUUUUAAAGGAGUUUGCAGAAUUUUUUUUUCCUCAAAAGGAAGAUUAUUCCAAAGUACGGCACCAUUGUAGCCGAAGCACCGUUAGCCAAAUUCGUUCUUGGGCUAAAUCAGUUUCUCAAAGGUUAUAUGUUAAUAUGUGUGACCUGUUUCAUUGUUUAGUUAGACUGCGAGCAGUCCCUCGUUAUGAGAAAAGGAGGGACUGCAGACAACACAUCAAGAAACGAAAUACGCGUUGCCCACACAACGCAAAUUUACGAUUGGUUGAUUGGCAGAUCCCUUUUGUUGAUAUGGUUUAUUGACAGAUCUUAAUUGUAUUGUUUUUCAAAUGUGAAAGUCAACCGUCAAAUUAUGUCAUAUUAAUUAAAUCUCGUAGCAUUUUCAUUCAUACUGUCUGAAAGCGUUUAGUAGGCCUAUGUUAUUUCGAGCGAAUACAAUUUAAUGUAAAACUAUGUAUUUUUACUUGUAUUAUAUAGUAAUACUGUGUAUUUUUGCUUGUAAAACGUAAUCGUCGUCGUUUCACUGCAUGUAAACUUGAAUUUUCACUUUUAAACCAAUACGAUACGCGUUGUAAAUAGUUACUUGUUUACAACGCCAGAAUAAUUAUGUUGGAGCUAAGGGGUGGUGCGAAAAGUGGGCGUAUUUCGUUUCUUGAUGUGCUGUCUGCAGUCCUUCCUUUCCUCCUAAAGAGGGACUGCUCGCAGUCUAUGGCUUAGUCGAAAAGAUUAUUUUAGAUCGUGUGCGGUGUGGCCAUUAAGAAUUUUAUACAUAAAGAUAUCUAUUUUCUUUUUCAGCGUAUUGUAUGAUGUUCUUGGUGCUGUACGUAGAUCUACGAAUGGUACAAUUUGUCUCUCUGAAACUAUUGAAACCAUUUGUGGAGUUUGCACUAAUUCUUCUAGGCGUGCUCUGUGGCUUGUCACGUGUCUCAGAUUACAAGCAUCACUGGAGCGACGUGUUCGCAGGUCUUGUCUUAGGAACAUUUUUUGCGUUUUUCUUUGUAUUGAGAGUUUUAGAACUGCAUCGCGUCAGCACGACCGUAAGUGAAUGCCAAACUAACGACAUACAUAUUCAAGAAUCGGACGAUCCUGAAAGAGGCGGGACCCCCGAUGUUGAAAGGGACGGGACCUCGUGA
Molecule: messenger RNA, 2562 nt
Organism: Paramuricea clavata
Lineage: Eukaryota; Metazoa; Cnidaria; Anthozoa; Malacalcyonacea; Plexauridae
Source: the annotation of a GenBank genome assembly